This is a messenger RNA of Cuscuta campestris, 2038 nucleotides long. NCBI's taxonomy places the organism in Eukaryota, Viridiplantae, Streptophyta, Magnoliopsida, Solanales, Convolvulaceae. The record is from the annotation of a GenBank genome assembly.
AGACAAAGAAUCUGGAAUUGAUAACGUGUUGUUGGUCAAAGGUCUCAAGCAUAAUUUGCUUAGUAUUAGUCAGUUAUGUGACAAAGGUAAUCGUGUCACUUUUACAUCUAGUCAUUGUCUGGUUGAACGCCUUUGUGAUAAGAAAAUUAUCCUUACCGGCGAUCGAAUUAAUAAUAUUUAUAUGAUCAACCUAGAUAGUUCUCACCCAUCCACUCCUCUUUCUCAAUCCAUAUGAAGCAUUUAUUGAGGGGGAAUUAUACUUUGACUUUAGUUUUUUUUUUUGAAGAUUUUCAAAGGACUGCUCAGCUACAGUGUUUUAUUCGAAUAGUUUGGGACACUAAUCGAACAAGUUUGUUGCUUAAACUUCCAGUGUCGCGGCUCAACAUUAUUGAUUCGAAUAAGUGAGGCCCCCUAUUCGAAUAAAUGAGAUCAGAUAUAAUAUUUUUAAAAGGUCUUCAUUCAGUCAAAGCUUCUAUCUCUCACAAAAACCCAAUCGCGCCUCUUUCUCUCUCAGCGACAAACCCUAGGUCGCAGUUCUUCAUCUUCUCUGGUGUCUCAUCACCUCCUUCGCCACUUCUCCUACCGGAAUUCAUGGCUUCUCGCACCAAGAAGAGGACUUCACGGCCUUCUACUCAAGCCACUCAUCCGGGCUCCUCUUCUCAACCUCCUACUUCAAACGAAAAUCAAAGGUUCGAAUUUGCUCUCAACCCUAGAAUUUUCUUUGAUAGUGAAGAAGCUUUGAAUUUCUAUCGUGACAAUGUACUUCCCCGGAAAAUUAUCACCCCUCGUUAUGUUGAACUUGUUGAUUUUGAGCGAGAUACUUCUUAUGAACCAGUUUUGUCUAAGCUUCGUUCUUCGGGGUUGAUAAAUGUUGUGANCUUUCAAGCGUAGAAAUCAUCAAUAUGUGAUUAUUUCUAAGUUUUGUGGUAAAGAGGUUACUAUUUCUAGUGGUGAAUUGAAUGAGAUGUUUGGCAUGGAGAAUAGUAACAAGGAGCUCACUACCCAAAAUAAUGAUCAAAACCCGUGGUAUAAUUUUGAUGAACAAAAGUGUUGGGAAGUGAUGAAUUUUCGACCCAAAUUCAAUGAAUCUGGACGGCCCAAGGUGAAUGGAAUGCAACCUCCUCAACGCCUCAUUCAAUAUAUUUCCUCUUAUAUCCUGCGUGGGCGCUCGGGCAAUCACCCUCAAAUGAGCAAAGACGAUGCCAUGCUUAUCUAUGCAAUCUUGAAGCCGGUGUCUAUCAAUUGGGGGAAGUACAUCUUGACAUACAUGAACUUGUGUCGGGCAAAGAAAAAAUCUCUACCGUACCCCAUGCUUCUCACCUAUCUUUUGAAAAGGAAGGGAUUUGAAUUUGUGAAUGCCGAGAUGGAUAGUGAAACUCCUUUUUGGAGGAUCAAGAGGUCAACAGUAAUGAGAACCAAGCUUGAUGGUGAAGAUGAAGCACGUGCAGAAACCGGAACUUCUCAGUCACAUGUGGCUUCCCGGGGUCACAAGGUCACAUUGCCUAUGCUUUUUGAGUCCCUGCAAAGCCUCCAAUCCUCCUUCAACAACAUCCAGCUCCAACAGGCCACUUACGGUUAUAACUUGAAUAAGAUGUUGGUCAAGAGUGGAGAGCACUGGGAAACACCAUCCUUUGAAGCGCUCGCACCUUACAUGUCUCAGGGUUCUUCUUCUCAUACCGCUCCUUCUGAUGCUGAUAAUGAUGAAGACGAUGAGGAUGAUGAAGAGGAGGAUGAUAUUGCACAAGAAGAAGCGACCAUGGAUGAGGAAUGAGUGGACUUUGCAUUUUUGACAAACACAAGCUCAAGCAAUUCUUUGGUUGGGUUUGUCAUUAUCAAAAAGGGGGAAUUUGUUAACCCUUGUGUUUUGAUAAUGACAACCUUAUAUGUGGGAUAAGCUUUGGAUCUUUGAAUCAAGUCACCUGGAUCAUUUCGUAGGGAUUAUCUUGCAAGUCGGCUUACGAGCUCCAAGACAAGAAUUGGCUUACGAGCUCCAAGACUAGAAUUGGUGUUAAAAAAAAAACAAAAGGUUUUUAGAUCU